Quercus lobata is the source of this 4750-nucleotide messenger RNA. Its product is annotated as protein FAR1-RELATED SEQUENCE 11-like. Gene Ontology annotation, biological process: regulation of DNA-templated transcription. NCBI's taxonomy places the organism in Eukaryota, Viridiplantae, Streptophyta, Magnoliopsida, Fagales, Fagaceae. The transcript is spliced from 4 exons. Gene Ontology annotation, molecular function: zinc ion binding. The coding region runs from base 283 to 2559 and encodes 758 amino acids. The record is from RefSeq and is a predicted model, not a curated record.
UUUACCCACAAAUCACGGGUUUCCCAAAAGAACCCAGUUUUUAGAUCCAACGGCUGAAAAUCACUUGUGGGUACUCGAUAACCUGGUGCACCCACACGGCGCACGAUAGCUAUCCCUCCCUUGAAAACAGUUCUUCGUUCUCCCUAGUAUGCGCCUUACUCCUCCCCGCCAGUUUCCAACACUCUCUCAUUGGUUUUUUGACAGUUAAAAAAACAGUUAUUCAGCUGCUCAGAUCAAACCCAGGUGCUUAAUCUGCAAAUUCAGUCAUCUGUAGAGGAAAGAAUGUCGGAAGGGACAAGUGUAGUGAUGGAAUCUUCUGAAAAUGGCACAGAUUUGUCUCAAGAUGAUAUUGGCACCAUAGAGGAAACACCCGACAAUACAAUUUUGUCACGACAGACUUCUGUGAACCUUGUUCCAUUUAUAGGCCAAAGAUUUGUUUCUCAGGAAGCCGCUUAUGAAUUUUAUUGCAGUUUUGCAAAGCAAUGUGGCUUUUCAAUCAGACGUCAUCGAACUCGUGGCAAGGAUGGGGUCGGUCGGGGAGUUACAAGAAGGGAUUUCACUUGCCAUCGUGGUGGAUAUCCACAGUUGAAACCGUCUGAAGAUGGAAAGAUGCAGAGAAACCGCAAAUCAUCACGCUGUGGUUGUCAAGCAUAUUUACGCAUUGUUAAGCGGGCAGAUUUUGACCUCCCUGAAUGGCGUGUUACAGGAUUUAGCAAUAUCCACAACCAUGAACUUUUAAAACCACAACAAGUUCGUCUCCUUCCUGCCUAUUGUACAAUAUCUCCAGAUGACAAAAGUCGGAUUUGCAUGUUUGCAAAAGCUGGAAUGUCAGUGCGGCAAAUGUUAAGAUUGUUGGAGCUAGAGAAAGGUGUUAAGUUGGGCUGUCUACCAUUUACAGAAAUAGAUGUGAGAAAUCUUUUACAAUCUUUUAGAAAUGUUGAUAGAGAUAGUGAUGCUAUUGAUCUUAUCGCAAUGUGCAAGAAACUGAAAGAUGAAAAUCCUAACUUCAAGUAUGACUUCAAAAUAGACUGCCAUAACAGGCUGGAGCAUAUUGCAUGGUCUUAUGCUUCAUCAGUUCAAUUGUACGAGGCAUUUGGAGAUGCAGUGGUUUUUGACACAACACACCGUCUGGAUGCCUAUGAUAUGCUAUUAGGCAUUUGGCUUGGAGUGGACAAUCAUGGAAUGACAUGUUUUUUCAGUUGUGUGCUUCUACAGGAUGAAAAUAUGCACUCUUUUUCCUGGGCACUGAAGACGUUCUUGGGCUUCAUGAAAGGAAAGGCCCCACAGACAAUAUUAACUGACCAUAACAUGUGGUUGAAAGAUGCUAUUGCUAUUGAAAUGCCUGAAACCAAACAUGCCUUUUGCAUUUGGCACAUCAUUGCAAAGUUCUCAGAUUGGUUUUCUAUACUGCUUGGAUCACAUUAUGAUGAUUGGAAAGAUGAGUUUCAUCGGCUCUAUAAUAUGGAAUUUGUGGAAGAUUUUGAAGGGGGGUGGAGAGAAAUGGUGAAUAAAUAUGGAUUUCAUGCAAAUAAGCAUAUUAUCAGCUUAUAUGCAUUACGAUCAUUUUGGGCUUUGUCAUUCUUGCAUCGGUACUUCUUUGCAGGAAUGAUGGGUACAUGUCAGUUAGAGUCAAUUAAUGCUUUCAUCCAACGGUUUAUGAGUGCACAGUCUCAACUGGAUCAUUUUGUAGAGCAAGUAGCUGAUAUUGUUGAUUUCAAUGACCGGGUUGGAGCAAAGCAAAAGAUGCAACGGAAAUUGCAGAAAGUCAGCCUGAAAACAGGUUCACCAAUUGAAUCUCAUGCUGCCACUCUUCUUACUCCCUAUGCCUUUAGUAAACUCCAAGAGGAGCUUGUGUUGGCUCCGCAGUAUGCGUCUCUUCUGGUUGAUGAAGGUUGUUUCCAGGUUAGACACCAUACCCAGAUAGAUGGAGGGUGCAACGUGAUAUGGAUUCCUUGUCAAGAGCACAUCAGCUGUAGCUGCCAUCAGUUUGAGUUUUCAGGCAUACUCUGUAGACAUGUCCUACGUGUCCUGUCAACUAAUAACUGCUUUCACAUUCCAGAUCGAUAUCUACCUAACCGUUGGCGUAGUGUCAAUUCAUCUUGCUCCAACCCCUUCCGGACUGCAACUACAAGGGAGCAUUCUGAGAGGAUUCAGUUAUUAGAGUCCAUGGCUUCAACACUUGUGACAGAAUCAAUUGAAACGGAGGAAAGGCUUGAUGUUGCUUGUGAGCAAAUGGCCAUGGUGUUAUCACGUAUUAAAGAUCUUUCUAGGUCAACACAUAGCAUGAAUGAAAUUGCGUAUAAUUGCCCAUCUGACUCGUUGAUUCUACCAGAAGUGGAAGAUGCUGAUGGAAUUGUUCAGAGUUUUACAAUUGGGAAUCCUCAUGAUAAUAUCACUUUGGGAAAGCUUAAAGAGAGAAGGCCAAGAGAUGGGAUUGAUACCAUUAGAAAGCGGAGGCAUUGUCCGGGGCCUUGCUGUGGGCAUUUUGGACACGAUGGAUCAGCCUGUUCAUUAAUAGGAGAUGAUGAUUUGCCUGAAGAUGCACUAGGGUAUUUGUAGUUCAACAAGUGGGAACUGGUACUAGAUGUACAAAGCAAUAGUAUCACCUUUGUAAACGUCCAUUACCUUUCUUUUUUUCUCUUUUUGAUGAAUCAGAAAAUUACAUUAAUGCAAACACCAUAUGUUACACCACUCUCAGCAAGAAGCUGUUUACCCUGCCAGUACAACCCUUACACAAUAGAACUAUCAAGCACAAAGAGAUGUGCUGGCAUGCAGUAAGACAUGCUCAUUUACCAAUAGAUUAUAACUGCUUUAACUUAGCAAAAAAAUAUUACAACUAAUUUUGAACAGAUGUCCAAAACCUUCGCAUGGUGUUUUUUUUUUAGUCUUUUUCCUCUCAUUCUCUCUCUCUCCAUUCCAGAUUCAAUAAUACUAAAAAAAUUGUCACUCUUUACUAAAGAUGUGAGCUAUAUUGUAAUUGCAUGUAUAAACUCUUCAAGGUUUAGCUUAACAUUCAUGAUACUGCGACUUCCACAUUUACACUGCUUGAAUAAAUAAAAUAUUGAAAUGAAACAUUUUUGCUUCUAUUUUUGCAAUCAUGGCCUUCAUGAACAAGUUGAGUUUUUCUUGCAAUCAUCAGUUGACGCAAUAUUAGUUAUUUCCAUAUUAAACUUUACUCUGUGGAAAGUAAUAGGUGUUGCCUGUAAUGUGUUUUCUCAGUAUUUUGCUUUGCUUAUGCUCUGUUGCACACAAUUGCACUUUAACCUUGCUUUGCUAUAGGAAUUGGGGACCCAGGACUCUGUAGUUCAGAUUAUUAGAGAAGACUAAAAAUUUCCAUUUGUUCUAAUUUUUUUAUUGUUGUCAUGUAUAAGUUCAAAUUACUGCAGAUAGAAUGGUUGUUUAUAUUUUUUUAUCUAAUCUGUGUCUAUACUCUUUCUUGAUAACAUCUUCAUGGUGUUGCGUCCCAUAUUUGCUCCUGAGUCCCAAUUCCUUGUAAGUGCAUUUGGUCGGGUUUUGUGUUGAAUGGGACGGACAUGGCAAUUUCCCUUGACACUAAAAGUAUGGCAGAAAUUCUUAUACAUGUAUGAAAUGGGAAUAUGAUAUAUCAAUACUUUACAUGGCAAUUUUCCAUAACACUAAGGUUACAGCUCUUUUCUAAAUCCUUACAAACUUCAUGCUUUAAUUGAGCUGUCAAAUAUGGUUCUGCCUGUUGUUUCUCUGACAAGUGUACAAAAGUAUAUCUUUAUUGAAGUUAUACCUGCUUACAUACAUGUAAAAUUUCUACAAUUCAUUACUUCUUCUACAUCACAACAGUAAAGGACCAAACUUUUGCAUUUUGUGGUCUUUGAGGACAAACAGAGAUUUUUAUAUUCAAAAUGGUGCAAAAGCUAUACCUUAGUCAACUGAAUCUUCAGCCAAAGAAACUUUGCUUAGCCUGCUUGGAAGCGAUUUAGCACUGCUGUUUGCAAAUUUUCUUCUCCCAACACGAUGAUUCUGCGACCCAGAAAGUGCUCUCUGUGCCAAUGCUUUCCCUAAAUUGGUGUUGGUUGUGCCUUUUGUGUUAGGCUUUUUGUCUGAUGUUUUUGCUUGGUUGCUGCUGGUGCAGGCAUCAAGAUCAUUGGCAUUGGCCUUUUCAGAAGCCAUUUUUUACAAGUUGAAGAACUGCAACGAGGAAGGAACUCUUAGAAAAGGCUUUUAUGGUAAAAGUGCGAGUUUUAAUGGGUGGCAACCAAAAGAAUAUGUUAGAAGCAAGUGGGUGGAGGAGGAGUUAUCUUUUUGUGUUGCAGAAAGAAUCCCCAAAAAUAUUCUUGCUCUUGGAAUAAGUUUGUGCUGUCUUGUCUUUUAAGAAAUCAAAGAUGCAUCCAAGAGACCAUCCAAUCUUUCCUUAAGAGUUUCCAGAGAAGAUUGCUAUUCCCUUGUGCAGUGCAGUAUGUUAUAUUUGAUUUGUGGAAAAGAGAUCUUUAUAGUUGUAAUGCUGCACUGUAUCAGAUUCAAUUUCUGCGGUUUGCACUGGCAUUCUGAAAAGACAUAUAGUGAAAUAUUUGAUUUGGGGUGCAUGAGGCAAGUCAUGGUCAAUAGUGCUAUCUUUUAUGGAUUCCUGUAACACAAAUCUUUAAAAGCAUGAUAUAGCUCAACACCUGAACUAGACUCAUGACAAAGAUACUCUUACAGUUGCAGUACAUGUUAUUGAAUGGAGAACUAAAUAGAGACAGGCAUGUUGUGCUUACUGCAUGCACAAAUUUAUCUGCAA